GGACCUGAGGCCGAGAAAGGUUCGCGCGCUUCGGGCCUACUCCGGACUCGCCGCCGCCGCCGCCAUAUUCCCGUGGCAUCUUUCUUUCUCCAUUCUCCGGGCUCGAGAUCUUCCUUCCGGAGCCAUGUCAGAAGGAGUAGACUUGAUUGAUAUAUACGCGGACGAGGAGUUCAACCAGGACCCAGAGUUCAACAAUACAGAUCAGAUUGACCUGUAUGAUGAUGUACUGACAGCCACCUCCCAGCCCUCAGAUGACAGAAGCAGCAGCACUGAGCCACCACCUCCUGUUCGCCAGGAGCCGUCUCCGAAGCCCAACAACAAGACCCCUGCAAUUCUGUACACGUACAGUGGCCUUCGUAAUAGACGAGCUGCUGUCUAUGUGGGCAGCUUCUCCUGGUGGACUACAGACCAGCAGCUGAUCCAGGUUAUUCGCUCAAUAGGAGUCUAUGAUGUGGUGGAGUUGAAAUUUGCAGAGAAUCGAGCAAAUGGCCAGUCUAAAGGGUAUGCUGAAGUGGUGGUAGCCUCUGAAAACUCUGUCCACAAAUUGUUGGAACUCCUGCCAGGAAAAGUUCUUAAUGGGGAAAAAGUGGACGUGAGGCCGGCCACCCGGCAAAACCUAUCACAGUUUGAAGCACAGGCUCGGAAACGUGAGUGCGUCCGAGUCCCAAGAGGGGGAAUACCUCCACGGGCCCAUUCCCGAGAUUCUAGUGAUUCUGCUGAUGGGCGGGCCACACCCUCUGAGAACCUUGUACCCUCGUCUGCCCGUGUGGAUAAGCCCCCCAGCGUGCUUCCCUACUUCAAUCGCCCUCCUUCAGCCCUCCCCCUGAUGGGUCUGCCCCCACCCCCAAUUCCACCCCCACCACCUCUCUCUUCAAGCUUCGGGGUCCCUCCUCCUCCUCCUGGCAUCCACUACCAGCAUCUUAUGCCUCCCCCUCCUCGAUUACCUCCUCAUCUGGCUGUACCUCCCCCUGGGGCCAUCCCGCCUGCCCUUCACCUCAAUCCAGCCUUCUUCCCUCCACCAAAUGCCUCUGUGGGGCCUCCACCAGAUACUUACAUGAAGGCCUCUGCACCCUAUAACCACCAUGGCAGCCGAGAUUCGGGCCCUCCGCCAUCUACAGUGAGUGAAGCGGAAUUUGAGGAGAUCAUGAAGAGAAACAGAGCAAUUUCUAGCAGUGCCAUUUCCAAAGCAGUAUCUGGAGCCAGUGCAGGGGAUUACAGUGACGCGAUUGAGACGCUGCUCACAGCCAUUGCUGUUAUCAAACAGUCCCGGGUCGCCAAUGAUGAGCGUUGCCGUGUCCUCAUCUCCUCUCUUAAGGACUGUCUUCAUGGCAUUGAAGCCAAGUCCUACAGUGUGGGUGCCAGCGGGAGCUCUUCCAGGAAGAGACAUCGGUCCCGGGAGAGGUCGCCUAGCCGGUCCCGGGAGAGCAGCAGGAGGCAUCGGGACCUGCUUCAUAAUGAAGAUCGGCAUGAUGAUUAUUUCCAAGAAAGGAACCGGGAGCACGAGAGACACCGGGAUAGAGAACGGGACCGGCACCACUGAGAAAGGAAUCUGGUUGGAAGCAAAAUUUUUUUUAAUGGACUUGCAUCUCCUCACCUUGAUCAGGACUGAAGGACGGAGGCCGCUCCACCCCUUCCCCUUCUUCCAAGCCCCUAACUUCCUCCAGACACCCAGGGAAUACCCUCUGCCCCACAGGAUUGAAGUUUGCUUGGCAGCCCUCCCAACCCCACACCUCCUGUUUGCCAGGGGAAAGAGCCUAGAGACUUUGUAUGGUUGGGAGGGGUGGCAGACAGGAAGAAAAUGUGUCCAGGCCCCUGGUCUUCAUAGAUAAUGGUGCUUUGUCCAAGAAGUGUAGAGUUUCUGAUUCUCCAGGAACAGUUCAGUGGUGAGGUUGAUGGGAAGGCUUCUUUCCCAGAGAAAGUGGAUCCUCCAUGUGUGGUCUAGGAGAGUGACUGGGUGUGCCAGCGUAUGCCCAGGGUCCUGCAGUAGAUUUGAUGGGGCCAAGAGGGUCCAAACCCCUUGCUAACAUACCACUUCUUUGUUUUAACUCUUUACCCUCCCAGCCCUUUGAGGGACCAUGAGAACAGAAAUCACCUUAUGAAAAGCUAUUUCUGUUCUUGCUUUUCCCUCGCACAUAUUGAUGGUUUAUUUCCCUGACCUCCCAGAGGGCUGAACUCUUUCAACUCCCUGCUGCCCAGCCUCCUCCGUGGACUUGCUCCUCCUAAGCAGAGGCCUGUGAGGUUGCUUUCUGCUGGGGAGCCUGACAGAGCCAGUUAACACUCUGCUGCUUAGUGUUUGGUUGCCUCUUGCAAUAACCAGCUCUACUAGGUGUUCCCUUUCCUUGGGGCUUCUCCAUUUCACACAUGAAGCCCUCGCCCCCAAAAGGCUGCUUCCUUGUUUUAGAGGAAGGUACUGCCAUUGGGAGAUGAGAACAUCAGGACCUCAGCAAUGAAGAGCCUUUAUGAUGUACCAGGAGUGGGGAAGGAGGCGAGUUGGGCAGGAUGUGGCCUACCUCCAUAGGCUUUUUUUUUUCAGGUUCGAGGUAAGCAUGGGCUUGCAUCCCCUAGGUACAUCCUUUUACUUAUUGUGAUUGUGGGAUAACCUGGCACUAGGAGGCAAGUAAAGUCACAAAUUAGGUGUUUGUCCACCUUUGACUUUUGACUUAAUAGCUCCCCUUGCUCUGCCUGGAGGUACUUCCUGCCUGCCUCUGAUACGGAGCAAGGAAGAAGUGGAAACUGACUUGAAUGAACUCAGCUCAGAGUUCUAAGGACCACCACUUUGGGGGCCAUUUUCUACACAGGCAAAUGGCAUUGCUUCUCCCUUAACAUCCAAAUUGUGAUGUGGUUGCUGCUGAAGGAGGAAGUAACAACAGGGUUCUGCAGUACCCAUGGGGUGAUGCUACUUCUGCAUGCCUCUGAGGGAAUGUAACAUCUAACAUGAGACGAGAUGUGGCACAUGAGACAUAGGGUCGGUGGAGACCCUUGUGGCUCGGGGGAGAGACUGUACUUAAGCCCUUCCUCUGUUCCCAGGACGUUCUGACACAGCCCUCAGUCAGUCACUGAGGGAUCCCCCAGGGUUGGAGAGGCACAUUCCCUUGGGACAGAGGCUACAGGUGGUAGCUUUUUUCCUGUUCCUCAGCCCCAUCCCCACCUCCACUUCGGAACACGGCACCCUGCCCGUCCGGCCAAGUGUUAAGAUGUGCUUAUCCUUGUGAGCAGCUCGGGUGUCUUUUUAAAAUGUAGAGAAAACCAAGUAAGGUGACAGCUUAAGGAAAAAAUAUAUAGAAUACCAGAAAAGCCGUUUACCUGGAGAUUUUUUCUCCCCAUUUUUUUGUUUUGUUUUUACUCAUGACAUAAUUUUUAGUUUUAUUUCCUGAUAGCAAAAGGGAAAAAAACAAAAAACAAAAAAAAAACCCCAACCCUCAAAAAGGCCAAGGCCCCGUCCCCCUGUUGUCGGUGAUUUGUCUUUCUGAUAGGUUGAAAAUUGUGUAAUAAACUUGAUGACGCUGUCAAUCUUUUAUACUGCAUUGUAUUUUCUUUUCUUUUUGUAACAAUAUUUUUAAAUAAUAAAUGGGGUGUGAGCUAUUUUAUGGA
Molecule: messenger RNA, 3591 nt
Organism: Trichechus manatus latirostris (Florida manatee)
Lineage: Eukaryota; Metazoa; Chordata; Mammalia; Sirenia; Trichechidae
Gene: CPSF7
Product: cleavage and polyadenylation specific factor 7
Exons: 10
Coding region: 125-1540 (471 amino acids)
Biological process (GO): mRNA alternative polyadenylation
Cellular component (GO): mRNA cleavage and polyadenylation specificity factor complex
Molecular function (GO): mRNA binding
Source: RefSeq, a predicted model, not a curated record